CGUGCUCAUCUAGGUGCUAGAAGUGACUUUGAUCUACUUCUAAACGGGUGUUAAUAAAUGAUAGAGAUAGAAGAAGUAUCAACCUGUGCCGGAGAGCAGUGGUAGUCCUUCUGUGGCUGCACAUGUUCGCUCGAUGAUGCAGGUCACACUGUGGACGGCGAAUCACUUCCUAUCCUAUCCUAGCAGUCGCGUGAGAUGAAACACGACCGGAAUGGAUUCUGCCAUGCUCUCGUCCUCACUGACCUCGCAGCAGACGCCACAUUCGACUCGUUCUUGCGGCAUUGGUCGCAGAUGCACGACAUCAACUAGUAAUAGAACAUGAAGAAGUAGUUUACGAGUAAAAAUACCUGACAACAUCUUCAAAAGAACUAGAAUCAUUGUUCCGGAAGUUAGUGCAUUGAGUACUCUAUUUAAAUACUAUUAAAAAUCCCCGAACACUCUUCGCCUUUAAUGUGAACACUAAAGGACCCCUAAGACGCCUUUAAUGUGAACACUAAAGGACUCCCCCCCCUUUAGUGUGAACACUAAAGGACCCUUAAGGCGCCUUUAAUGUAAACACUAAAGGACCCCUAAGGCGCCCUUAAUGGAAACACUAAAGGACCCCUAAGACGCCUUUAAAGUAAACACCGAAGGCCUUCCAUGUGGGCAGCAGAUGGCCUUGAGGAAGAGCAAGAACACCAACAACAGCAAGAACAACAGCAAGAACAACAGCAAGAACAACAGCAAGAACAACAGAGACAGCAAGGACAACAACAACAGCAGCAACAACAACAACAAGAGCAACAACAAGAGCAACGACAGCAACAAAACAACAGCAGCAACAACAACAAAGCAGCAGCAGCAAAGCAACAGCGACAAAACAGCAGCAACAAAACAGCAGCAGCAAAAGCAAAACACCAGCAACAAACAGCAGCAAACAGCAACAAACAACAACAACAGCAACGACAGCCACAACAGCGACAUUUUAUUUACUACGAAAAAACCCGAGCACUAAUGUGAACACCAGAGGGCCCCUAAGAUGCCACUAAUGGGAAUGCUAAAGGACUCCCUUCCCCUUUAAUGUGAACACCAGAGGACCCCUAAGGCGCCUGCAAUGUAAACACUAGAGGGCCCCUCGCCUUUAAUGUAAACACUAAGAGACCCCCUAAGACGCCCUUCAGGUAAACACUGAAGGCCUUGCAUGCUGCCACAUUUUCAAGGGGAAUCGGUGGCAGUGCUGCCACCUUCCUCUUGUAUUUAAAGCCUGCGCGCUCCCGCUCCCCUUUGCCGCAGCGCGGAGGGGAGUGCGCGCCCUUCGGGCGCCCGUUUCACCUUGUGAAACCAUUCACCCCUGCCCACGUCCCUAAAGUAUCCCUUUCCCUUCCUUAACGUCUCCCGGGGCACCCGGGCCCGGGGAGUUUGAAGAGAUAUAAUCAUAGCCACAUCACAACUUCUGCCAGCCCUGAGCCCUAGGCCCUAGACCCCGAAGUCUAAAUCUAUAAUGUUACUGAGCCGUCUGGAUUAGAUAAUGUGCGUUGUUUAAGCAGACACUCGUCUCACGACAACCAAGUGGCCGCUCGUCUCUUACAACUGCCCGAGAAGAAAAGUCAUUUGUUGUGCUGUUAUUCUUUGCGCAGGUCAUCAACGAACUGCAAGACUGUAGGCAAGAAGAUCUACAUGAACUAUUAAAAAUGAUCUACAUCAGCUGAGAAAAAUAGUAUCAACUAAAAGAGGAGAAUCUUUCCAUCCACGGCUAAUAUUCAAUAAAUAUUCAUAAAAAUCGUAAACAUAAAAAAAAUGUUAAAAAACUAAGUAACUUCUUCUAAAAGCAAAUUGAAAGGAGGUUUGUUUGUUUGAAAAUUGCUAGGAGGUUUUCAAUCAAGCAAGAGGCACUUAGCAGCGCACCUAUCAUCGUUCUUCUCUUCGAUCUUUUUCGACGUAACAGCAUAGAGUCAUACUGUGCCUUACCGAGAGGAUCAUGUCGAUGUUGAGUUGGUCAUCACGAAACUCAUUCACUCACUUACCUAGCAUGAGGUAGUGCGUCGGAAGACGUACUUAGUUGCAAAGGGGGAAGUGGUGGGGGCUUGCAUUUCCUUCCUUGGGCUUUCUCGUGCAGGCAGUGCUCAGAAUCAGGGAAUUUCCACAUGAGAUAGAUGUGGCGCUACAUCAGGAAAGUUCGCCUGAGAAUGCAGGCAAAACUGCGGAACCUACAUGAAGAUGACAGCAUCAGGAAUUUCCACAUGAAGAGAUGACGAUGAGUUUACUCGCUGAUAUUUUUACUCUUUCGGGUCGUGGCAUUCUUUUUUAUUUGCUUGUGAAGAAGAAAACUACAAGUCCUCAGAUCUGGCGACCAAUUGAGGCAUCCUGACGUGAC
Molecule: messenger RNA, 2353 nt
Organism: Amoebophrya sp. A25
Lineage: Eukaryota; Dinophyceae; Syndiniales; Amoebophryaceae
Source: the annotation of a GenBank genome assembly